AUGGCGGCGGCAGGUACCAACGCCUGGCCGCUCCUCCGCGCUCAAGUCGCAGCUCCUUUCGCAUCCUCGACCCAGCAACAGCAGCAGCAGCAAAUCACCAUUACUACCAAGACGGCUGUCACUGUUCCCGACGCCACCAUGGGAAAAGGAAGUGCUGAGAAUAUCCUCUCUUCUCGCAGGCCAUCUACUCCACGCGCCCAGACAGACCCCCAGCCAAGCACCUUGUCUUCUCUGCCCUUCAUGUCGUCGCUUUCCACUCCUACCACGAAGCCCCGGAACCGCUCGCCCUAUGCUCGCUCUCACCUUCGCUCACACAGCGGGUCCGCGCUGCCAAACGCGCCUCCCAUGACGCGCGCUCAUUCGCUGCCCACCGUCAUGCAACCCAUUGGCAACCUCAAGCUCUCAUCCGCACCUAUGCCACUGGCCCGCCCCGCCUCCCCUCUGCGAUCACCGAAACUGAGCCGGAGCCCGCGGGCACUGGAGCCACGGCCACACCCUGAGCGAUAUGGCUCGGGCAACCGCCCGGCCUCCAUCGGCUCUUUCGACGGCGCACCGAGCGUUUGCGACAUCUCCGAGGAUGCCGAGCUAGAGCUUACGCCCCGCGUAGGCAACACCGUAUCCAGUCUCUACAGCAGCACGGGUUCGCUCUCCAGACGCCGUCGACCGGCUUCUCCUCUCUACCAGGUCUCUGUAUCCUUUGGUACACCCCCUACCAGCAACCCCUCUGGCAGCCAGCCCACUUCGACAGCAUCGUCACCCUUGUUUGCGCCUGCCAGGUUCAACGAGAACUACCCGUCGUCGCUGGCUUCAUCGUCGGUCCCGUCUACUCCGACUUCGAUGCGCUCUCGCAGCCCUUCCAUCUCAUCACUCGAAACUAUUGAAGACAGUCCAGAUGCCGAGGAGGAGGCCAUAGAGGCGGAUCGUAUCAGGAAGCUCAAGGCCGCAGCUGACCGUGAAGACGGUGGAGAGGGUCGAAGGUCCAGCCUGGACGUACCCGAAGGACGUGGACGUAGUCUCGGUUUUGGCAAGAGGGAUUCGAGGAAGAGGUGGAGUGUCUGCGGAGCCGAACGACGACAAGACCUGGAUCUUGAGACAAUCUGGGAAGACUGAUUCACACCCAGACCAUGCGGUCACGGGUUUCUUGGCAUUUUGUUGGCGUUAUUGCAUAUCUUGGAGCAUCCUACUUUCAGCGUGUGGAGUUUUGGAGCCUGUCUUGCUGCAGUCUCACCCCGGUCUUUCGUUAGGGCUGGUUCGCGUCUUGUUUUUUGUCUUUUACGUUACGAUCGUCCAACAUUCAGCAAGCCUCGGUCUAGGCGCAGUCGACGAUGUGGGUCUGUAUGUUUUUUGUUUUUACGCAUAUGCGGUAUGUUACAUAUCGACGACGACACAUGGUCAGCAACAUGAUACCCUCCUCGACAGGAGCUGUGAUUUUGCGCAGCAGUUAUGGAGUCUGUCCCUCAAUCCGGCAUACACUUGGUAGCCCAUCCGAAUACAAUACUUUAUUAAAAA
Molecule: messenger RNA, 1509 nt
Organism: Pyrenophora tritici-repentis Pt-1C-BFP
Lineage: Eukaryota; Fungi; Ascomycota; Dothideomycetes; Pleosporales; Pleosporaceae
Product: DUF3984 multi-domain protein
Source: RefSeq, a predicted model, not a curated record